AGUCGAGCUGGUGGCAAGGAGACUCCGGGGGUCGCGGCGGGAGCCUGGAAGUGUGUGAAUUUCUCUGACAUCCGGAUCGCGAGCGGAGUUGGCUUGUCCCGCAGCGGGCUCCGGGACAGGGCAGGAUUCUAGCGGUUUUGUUUUUGUUUUUAAGGGGAGGGGGUGUAAGGGAGGAGGAGAAUGGACAGAAUACUGACUGGAACGUUAAUUGGAGCAUUUCAGAUGUGAAGAGUAGAGUAGUUCCGUACUCUUCUUUCUUCAGUUGCUCCAUCAGUCUGACUUCAUUUUUGAAUUCUCAACUUUGAAACCGGCCAGAGUGUUUGGCAGAAUUUGAUCGAAUUCAGGUGUGAGGGUUUGCUCCAGUGUAAGUGCCUUUUAAUUAGGGCACGCAAUUCAACCACUGUUUACGAUGGGAUUUCUGAAGACCUGUGUACUUAGAAGAAAUGCAUGCGCUGCGGUUUGCUUCUGGAGAAGACAAGUUGUACAAAAGCCUUCAGUUAGAAAGAUUAGUACUACCUCUCCAAGGAGCACUGUCAUGCCCGCUUGGGUGAUAGAUAAAUAUGGGAGUAAUGAAGUGCUUCGAUUUACUCAGAACAUGAUGAUACCAAUGAUACACUAUCCAAAUGAAGUCAUUAUCAAAGUUCACGCUGCGAGUAUAAAUCCUAUAGAUGUUAAUAUGAGAAGUGGCUAUGGAGCUACAGCUUUAAAUAUGAAACGUGAUCCUUUACAUAUGAAAAUCAAAGGAGAAGAGUUUCCCCUGACUCUGGGCCGGGAUGUGUCUGGUGUGGUGAUGGAGUGUGGACUUGAUGUGAGGUACUUCAAGCCUGGCGAUGAGGUCUGGGCUGCAGUUCCUCCCUGGAAGCAAGGCACUCUCUCGGAGUUUGUUGUAGUCAGUGGGAAUGAGGUCUCUCACAAGCCCAAAUCACUGACUCACGCUCAAGCUGCCUCUCUGCCAUAUGUGGCCCUCACAGCCUGGUCUGCCAUAAACAAGAUUGGUGGCCUGAAUGAUAAGAAUUGCCCAGGAAAACGUGUUUUAAUCUUGGGUGCUUCAGGCGGAGUUGGUACUUUUGCUAUACAGGUAAUGAAAGCGUGGGAUGCUCAUGUGACAGCGGUUUGCUCUCAGGAUGCCAGUGAACUUGUAAGGAAGCUCGGUGCAGAUGAUGUAAUUGAUUACAAAUCUGGAAAUAUGGAAGAGCAGUUGAAACAUUUAAAGCCGUUGGAUUUUAUCCUUGAUGGUGUGGGUGGAUCCACGGAAACAUGGGCUCUAAAUCUGCUCAAGAAGUGGUCAGGAGCCACGUAUGUGACUUUGGUGACUCCUUUCCUCCUGAACAUGGACCGGUUGGGCAUAGCGGACGGCAUGUUGCAGACAGGCGUCACCGUGGGCUCUAAGACAUUGAAGCAUUUCUGGCAAGGAGUCCAUUAUCGCUGGGCUUUUUUCAUGGCCAGUGGUCCAUAUCUAGAUGACAUUGCAGAACUGGUGGAUGCGGGAAAGAUUCAGCCAGUUAUUGAGAAAACCUUUCCGUUUUCUAAAGUUCCAGAAGCCUUCCUGAAGGUAGAAAGAGGACACGCACGAGGAAAGACCGUCGUCAGCGUCGUUUAAAUAAACACUCAGUUUGGUGCCUGUGGGCUCUUAUUUGGUGAGUGCCUGUAGGCCCCGACUCUUUUCCAGCCGUCCCUUUCCAGCUUAGACUAGAAGUUCCAUGAAGUAAAUUUAGCACACACACGUUUCUGCCAGUCAUUUCCUGUCUUCUGAGCUGAGCAGAGACUGGUUUUAUAGCCACAGUCCCACCCUCUGUCAUCACCUUGCUCUGCCCAGAGCGUCCUCGCGUCACCUGCCCCAACGCGGCCGCGCACUCCUGUCCGCCGAGCUCCUCCGUGCCAAGCGCAGGAGAUACACACGUAAGCAGGGACAUGAUAUGAACAUCUCUGCACUUGGACUUGUCUAUAAAGUUGCUGAAUAUUGCCUGUUGUUUUUUUCAAGCUGUUCUUUCACAGCAGAUUUGCAAAUUGUGGUGGCACCUUCUGUUCUAGUAGCUCGAACUCUGUUUUAUCAUCUUAGUGAUUGUGAGAGAUUAGAACUUGCAGCAGGUGGAGGGAUGGCGGUGUGAAGAGCUUACUUAACGCUAAUUCCUCCUUAGGGUCAUAGUGAGCACUUUUCCCACUGGCCAAGGUUUCCUUUGAUUUUCAUUCCGUCUGCUCCAGUGUGCGGUCAUAACAGCCCUCAGAGUUCUGAAUCUCUUAGGGUCAUAUGUAAAAAUCUCGCCAGCGAUUUGGUUAUUUACACUUUUAGAAAAUGAAAGGUGAUGUACAGUUUGUAACUUUUUAAAACCCUUUUUUGCAUAAGGCUAGUCCUCUUUCGGCAACUGAAACGUGCUUCUCUGGGGACUUUUCCAUGGAAAUUACCACCAUUCCACUGGGGACCAGAGUUCUCCAGUUUGACCUGAAAUGCUUGCAUUUAGGUAUCUCGCCAAUAAACCCGUUGCGGCUUUUGAGUCUCUAGUCUGUGCCCUCUGAUCAUUGACG
Mesoplodon densirostris (Blainville's beaked whale) is the source of this 2523-nucleotide messenger RNA. RefSeq names its product reticulon 4 interacting protein 1 (gene RTN4IP1). Gene Ontology annotation, cellular component: mitochondrion. NCBI's taxonomy places the organism in Eukaryota, Metazoa, Chordata, Mammalia, Artiodactyla, Ziphiidae. The transcript is spliced from 9 exons. Bases 410 to 1600 code for a protein of 396 amino acids. Gene Ontology annotation, molecular function: zinc ion binding; oxidoreductase activity. The record is from RefSeq and is a predicted model, not a curated record.